Messenger RNA from Serpula lacrymans var. lacrymans S7.9, 573 nucleotides. RefSeq lists its product as uncharacterized. NCBI's taxonomy places the organism in Eukaryota, Fungi, Basidiomycota, Agaricomycetes, Boletales, Serpulaceae. The transcript is spliced from 2 exons. The record is from RefSeq and is a predicted model, not a curated record. Bases 347 to 541 code for a protein of 64 amino acids.
UUUGUAUGUGGCGUCGUACGGAUCUACAAACGCGGCUUUUAGAUACGGCUCCGAGCGUGUAGCUAUGAGUCUCUAUAGCGACGCUGAGCUUGGGGCCUGGAGAUAUGAAUAUUUGAACAAGUUGAGUGAGAAGAGGACACUAUUUUGCGUUACGGUGCCCGGAUGGUAUGAAUCUGACGAGAGACCGAUCGUUUCACUGUAGAGAGAAGUCUUCUAUUGUAUAAUUACAUUCUCGAACGGCCCUUGAUACACCUAUUUUGAUAGUAAAACCUUCAAAGAUUGUCGCGGAACUCAUUACAGGACAACCCCUGAGAAAGGCCAAAUUCGUGGUCAGGUACGCCCUCGAAUGGUAGCGGCAGUCCAGGAGGAGUACCGUGACUCGACAUUGAUAAGUGUAUGGUUGGAGUUGAGCCGUGAAUUCCGACUGUCCGAGAAAAUGUCUAGGAGAAACCAAGGUAUUGUGCCAGAGAGACAGCGCUUUGUUGCGGUGCCAGAAGUACUUUCGAACUUGACGUCUGGGGUAGCCCAGUUGGUCCAAUAGACAGUGAUUGCCAGUCAAGUGGAUGUGCGAUA